AUAUCCAAAGAUCAAAAUUCCAUUUCCGAUAAAAGAGCAUCUAUUUCGACAUCAGGCCCACCUGGUGGACAAGAUUCAAAAGCAUCAGAAGAGUCAGCAGUGGAAGUAACCAAUAUUGAUAGUACAACCUGCAACGAUGAUGACAUUAAGUCAAAAGACAGAAAUGCUUCAACCGAAGAAAGAUCUUCUUUAUCGUCAAAAGUAGAAAGUAAUAAUUUUGCAGAACAAAAUUCUGCAAUAUUUGAGGUCCCUGAAAUUUUGACUGCUGAAGGGUUUGUCAUAAAGCUUUAUGUAACAGACUUGCUGGAAGCUGACGCAGAUAUAAUUGUCAAUGCUGCCAACGAUAAAUUGUCCCACGGAGCAGGCAUUGCCUUAGCUAUCGCCAGGGUAGCAGGUCCAGUGAUGAGAAAAGAAUGUAAGGACUACAUCCAAAAGUAUGGUACUCUUCCAGUUUCAAAAGCGUUUGUAUCAGAUGCAGGACAUCUAAAAUUUAAAAAGAUAAUCCAUGUUGUCGGGCCCUCUUGGCCAGAAUACACCAAUAAGCUGGAUUGUCUGAAAGAUUUAGCAAGAACUGUAACGAACCUUUUAGAGAAGGCCAAAGAAUGCAAAGUCAGAACUGUUGCCAUGCCAACUAUAAGUUCAGGUAUCUUCAGAGUACCAAAAUCCCUGUGUGCUGCUAUGUAUCUGAAAGGCAUCUUUGACUUUAGCAAACAGAAGAAGUUUGGAUCACUUAAAGAGCUCCACAUUGUUGAUCUGUCAAUGGAAGUCCUUGAAUUAGUAAAGGAAAAGUAUCAGCAUUACUUAGCUUUUAAACAGGCCAUUGAUCCAGCGUGGUUGGUUGUAAGAUACCACAGUGAGGAAGAAACAAAGACAACACAAAGUAAAACAACAACAUCAACACAGGCCUCAAAGGUGUCAGAGAAAACCCAAGACAAACCAAACAGAGGAAAAGCUUCUGUAUCAAAUCCAAAGGAAAGUAAAAAUUCUGAAAACCCUUCAAUGAAAAUCACCAAGAUAGGCAAUGUGUGUGUUUACAUAUAUACAGGCGAUAUCGGUACGCUAUCAGAUUUAGACAUCGCCGUUAGUAGUGAAAAUCCAUACUUCACGGGAAAAGGCGGUAUUGCAUCUAAUUUUCUUUCAAAGGGAGGAAAAAAGUAUAGAGAAGAACAUGAAAAAUUACAAAAACAUGCACCGUUUACCUUAUAUUCUACAAAAACCACCUUGGGAUAUGAGACAAACUUUAAGAAAAUCUGCCAUGCUAUUAUCGUUGCCUUCUCGAAAGCUAACCCGUUUUUACCUCAUCAUCAUAUACCCUAUAGAAAUUUCAUACAUGGUAUACUAUACCAAGUGGACCACCUGGCAGGGCAAAAGUGUGGCAGAAAAAUGAAAAAUCUUCAGUCCAUUGUUAUGCCACUUUUAGGAGCAGGUAAUCUUCAGGAUCAAAAUACCAUCAAAACUCUUUGUACUCUUACUCGUGAUGCGAUAGAAUGGUAUGCCUGGUCACAGCCCUCAAAUAUAACGCAGAUACAUCUUGUUAAUGUGCGGGAUGGGUUUACACAAACGUUGGACAAAACCUUUAAACAGCCGGGUAUAAAUCUUCCGGUUUCUAAAGGUAACAUUGCAAAAUCUUCCAAGUUUGAUUCUAGGCCUUUUCAAUAUAUUUACACUUGGAAGGUGCCAUCAAAAGAUCAAACAGUAAGGUUUACAGACUUCAUAAAGCAGUCAGAAAAUGCCGAAGACAAUACCUGCAUCAUCUGCAUGGAUGAAAUGACGAAGCCCGUCGAAUUUACUAGAUGUCAUCAUCAGUUCUGCGAGGAAUGUAUUGCGGGAUAUUUUUCUGUAAAACCAGUUUGCCCCGUCUGUAAUGUUGUUUACGGAAAACUUUACGGAAUUCAACCCGCCAACGGAGAAGCUAAAAUUUUCAAGGACACGAAAUCACUGCCAGGAUUCCCAAAGACAGAGACUUUCAUCAUCAGCUACGAAUUUCCGGACGGGAAACAGGAGCAAUGCCACCCAGAACCAGGUAAACCAUAUACUGGGACACAAAGACAGGCUUAUCUUCCAGACAACGAGGAGGGCAUGGAAGUUCUCAAUUUACUGGAGAAAGCCUUCAAACAGAGAUUGGUGUUCACUAUAGGUGUCUCUCGCACCACAGGGAAAGAAGGUGUGGUUACUUGGAAUGACAUUCAUCAUAAAACUAGAAGAGAUGGAGGUCCAGAAAGAUUCGGAUAUCCAGAUGAGGAAUACUUAACACGAGUGAAAGAAGAACUUUACGUCAAAGGAAUUACCCUUUAGUCAUAGAAUAUUUGAUAGAAAAAAUGUGGAUUGCAUUAUGUAUGAAUUCAUUUGAAAUUCCCUGAGCAAUAUCAGUUUUCGUGCAACGUGGUUAAUAGCUCUUCAAGUGUGGUAAAUGAUUUAAAUUCUAUGUACGUUAAAGGAUUCAGAAAAAAGAGAGAAUAUGAGGACAAUUUCCUUUGGCAUAUUGAUAAAUUGCAUUUACAUUGUUAUUUUGACCCACGACCUCCGCCCAAUACCAACCCAUGUACAGAUAAAUCAUGGCUACUAACACUAUUUGCGAACAUAUCAAAAGUUAUGUUUCAAUAAAUACAUACAACUUUUUCACACCUUUUAACCACCAAAUUACCCCCUCCCACCCCACCCACCAAAAACCACGAUUAAGCCACCUCGUGUUUGAUUACGUGCUUAUGCAUGAC
This is a messenger RNA of Saccostrea cuccullata (small rock oyster), 2714 nucleotides long. RefSeq lists its product as uncharacterized. The annotation marks the transcript as partial. Gene Ontology annotation, molecular function: ubiquitin protein ligase activity. Gene Ontology annotation, cellular component: nucleoplasm. Lineage: Eukaryota; Metazoa; Mollusca; Bivalvia; Ostreida; Ostreidae. The transcript is spliced from 5 exons. Gene Ontology annotation, biological process: Notch signaling pathway; protein ubiquitination. The record is from RefSeq and is a predicted model, not a curated record.